This is a messenger RNA of Planococcus citri (citrus mealybug), 1923 nucleotides long. RefSeq lists its product as uncharacterized. The record is from RefSeq and is a predicted model, not a curated record. Lineage: Eukaryota; Metazoa; Arthropoda; Insecta; Hemiptera; Pseudococcidae. The coding region runs from base 246 to 1151 and encodes 301 amino acids. The transcript has a single exon.
UGUAGCGGUACUGCUCCAUUUACCUACGAAUUUAUCUACGUUUACCACCCUUUUCCCCCUGUCCAUAUGUAUUGCACUGUACUCGAUGUAAUGAUACAUUGUUGCUUAGUUCAUGUAUGUUCGUUAUGUAAUAAACGUCUUAUCAUUGUGCGUACUCUCGUGUAUACAUUAUUUAUCACAAGUGGCGACCGUGACAGUGAUUUUUUUUUUUUUUCGUGUAAUUUUCGAGAAUAUUUUUUUCCAAAAUGACUGGUGAAGCUCAAGCGAUCGUAGUUCCGAAAGUGGUUCGAUUUACCUUGCCUAGUUUUACCCCCAGUGACCCUAAAACGUGGUUCGCAGCGGUUGAGCAUAUUUUCACCGCAAACGAGAUCGAAGAUGAAGCAGCAAAAUUUUCGAACCUGCUCCAGCACCUCGAGUCAGACCAACUUUCCUACAUCUGCGAUGUGAUCAGCAGUAAAACUGAUAAAAAAAAGUUCUCUUCAGCUCGUGAUAAGUUAACUUCCGUCUAUGGUCAAUCCAGGUCUCAAGAAAUCUCGAAACUUUUACAAGAUACACACGUCGAAGAAGGUCUAAAACCGAGUAUCGUCCUUGGCAAGCUUCGUACCUUGGCAGGUGAGAAUUUCGAUAAAGACUUAUUGAAGAGUAUUUGGUUAAAAAAGUUGCCAAAACGUACUCGCGAGUUUUUGGCUGUAAGUGAGGCAGGUAUUGACGAGCAAGCCAAGCUCGCCGAUCGUUUAUUCGAGACAUACGAAUCCAACGGGUUUUCCACUGCCUCGGUUCAAUCUGCGAACGUACUUGCUACGCAACAAGCAUCGAGUGCCGCCCCUCCCCCCGCCAAUACGACAGCUUCUAAUGCUACGAACGAGUUGCUGUUAUCUAUGCUACAAAACUUGCAGGCGCAAGUGAAUGAAAUUGCAAAAGAAACGCGUGAUAGCCGCUCGCGUCAUCGUGAACGUAAUCGUUCUCACAGCCGCAGCCCCACACCUCAUCGUCCGCGUGCCCGUUCGUAUGAUAGGGGCAGGUCAGCAUCGCGAAAUCGCUCUUCUGGUCCAGAGAUGAUUGAUGGAAUUUGUUGGUAUCAUACCACGUUUGGUGAAGGGGCGCGAAAGUGCGCACCUCGUUGUAAAUACCAGUAUGAAAAAAACGAAUAGACCCUGCUGCCGGGGUGACGAGCCGGACAGCGAAGGUGCCUCGAUCGUCGCGACUAUUUAUAUACGAUCGUAAUACUCACCUGUAUUUUUUAGUCGAUUCAGGCUCCGAUGUCACCGUGAUACCAAAAAAAUACGCAAAAACAGUGGUACCUGCCGAUUAUACCCUACGAGCCGCCAACAACACUCCCAUCCAAACCUAUGGGUUAUCGGCACUGCAAAUCGACAUAGGUUUGCCAAAAAAAUUUCUCUGGAAUGCGGUGGUUGCCGACGUGGAUGUACCUAUACUCGGUGCCGAUUUUUUGGACCACUAUCACCUUCUUAUCGAUCUCAACAAGCAACGCAUUUAUGAUGGUUCGACGCUGUGUAGUGCAAUUUGUGCAAAACGAUUUUCUACUUCCUCUUCAAUCAAUCUUGUACACACAGCAGAUGACGAUCCGCGUGUCCAGGAGCUACUCAACGAAUUCCCAGCACUCCUGAGACCACCUACAUAUCACGAGAAACCCAGUCACGAUGUUGUCCAUUACAUUUAUACCAAUGGUCCUCCAGUGCAUGACAAAGUGCGGCGUCUGCGGCCUGACAUCGAGGCCGAGGUCCGGCAAGAAUUUGAUAAAAUGGUGGAGAAUGGCACUUGCUCUCCGUCCUCAAGUGAUUGGGCCUCACCCCUUGUGGUUAUCAAAAAGAAGGCAAUUCGUAUUGCUGGUGACUAUCGCCGAUUAAAUGAGAGAACAGUUCCAGAUAGGUACCCACUGCCUGACUUACGUGAUGUUACGAA